Patiria miniata (bat star) is the source of this 2310-nucleotide messenger RNA. Its product is annotated as peptidyl-prolyl cis-trans isomerase B-like. Gene Ontology annotation, biological process: protein peptidyl-prolyl isomerization; protein folding. NCBI's taxonomy places the organism in Eukaryota, Metazoa, Echinodermata, Asteroidea, Valvatida, Asterinidae. The transcript has 5 exons. Gene Ontology annotation, molecular function: peptidyl-prolyl cis-trans isomerase activity. Gene Ontology annotation, cellular component: intracellular membrane-bounded organelle. The coding region runs from base 103 to 789 and encodes 228 amino acids. The record is from RefSeq and is a predicted model, not a curated record.
CGUUAAAUGACGUCCAGGUGGCGUACAGUACGGCAGCCGUCGACGUGGACGUAUAAAUUGAUGCUCUAAAUAAACCCUGAAAAUAGUCCUGUAUUUCAAUUCAUGGGAAUCUCGCACGUGUUGCAUUUCAUCGUGAAAAACAUGAAGGUUAUUGUUGUUGCUUCGCUGGCCCUAGUGGCUAUUAUUUACCUCCUCCUACCUCAGGCUGCAGUUGCUGAGAAGAAGAAAGGGGCAAAAGUGACAGACAUUGUGUUUUUCGACAUUUCCAUCGGUGGAGAGGAUGUAGGACGUGUAGAGAUUGGUCUGUUUGGCAAGACGGUGCCCAAGACUGUUAAGAACUUUGUAGCUCUGGCCACCAUCCAUAAAGACAAACCAGGAGAAAAAGGUUACAAGGGUAGUAAAUUUCACCGUGUCAUCGAUAACUUUAUGAUCCAAGGAGGAGAUUUUACCAACGGAGACGGCACAGGGGGCAGGAGUAUCUAUGGGGACCGUUUUGAUGAUGAGAAUUUCAAGCUGCAACACUACGGCCCGGGCUGGCUGAGCAUGGCCAAUGCAGGCAAGGAUACCAACGGCUCUCAGUUCUUCCUCACUACAGUCAAGACAUCUUGGCUAGAUGGCAAGCACGUCGUGUUUGGCAAGGUUUUAAAAGGAAUGGACGUUGUUAGAAAAGUUGAAAAGACUGAUGUUGUCAACUCUAAGCCUGUCAAAGAGUGUGUCAUCAAGGAUUCUGGAGUUUUAGAAUUGCCUGACGGUAAACCCUUCUCUGUUGAAAAAGCAGGAGUUGAGUAAAAGGGAUAUAUGAAGGCUUUGUUGUUGCAAAAUCUUCUUUUAGAAUUUUGUGUAGUUUCCCCUUUUUUGUUGGUCAAUCUCCUUUAAUUUUUCAGUUAGUAAGUUGUUUUUGUUUGGCCAUAUUAUUCAUUAGGCACUGCGCACGUGACACCACCACGUGCACCACUCCAGUGCUACAUUUGUACACUGAAUGUUUCACACACGCGCAUCAAACACGCAUGCGUCAGACUUUUGUGCACAUGUCUGACACUAACCACGGCUUUGACUGGUCGAAACACAUUAGGGGGUCUUAAUGAUUCUCUCUAUUGUUUGCAGUGACCAUUUUCCUAAGAUGUUCCCAUUAUGUGUAUGGCAUCUCUGCAAACAUUUGUUGUCACCUAUAUGACCUAUCCUCUCAAACUUUACGCAUUCCAAUAAAUGCUAAUCUGGAAACACUUAAUCUGAAACAGAAUUUUUUGGUGGAUGCCUUUUAUGAUGAACAUGUACUGUGUAUCCAAGUGUAUGCUCAUUUGUGUCCUUAAAAAAUGAUAAACAUUUAUGUGAUUUUUAUUGUUAGGCCACAGGGCACAAGACCUCAGUGGGACUUGUGCUACAUUUCUUAAAGUAUCGACCGAAACUUUUGUAAAUGUACAUGUAUUGGUUUGAACAAUGGACACUUUUUGAUGUAUCCAUUAUUACAGCAGAGAACAUAGCAAAUUUUAUAGCUUAACCAGUAUGAAUUUUAGGAUGUGAAUCAUGUGACAAUGCUUACAUGUAUAUAAACACUUGCCAUUUAAAAUAUAACAAGUGUAGUUUGGGUGAGGUAUAACAGUAUAAUAAAGCCAAGUUCAAAAACCUAGUACAAUUAUAACUACCUUUGAUUUACACUUUCCUUCAAAAUGUUUCACGUUUCCAAUGGCUCUGCCAAAUAGAUUAUUUUGAAAAGGACAUUACAGUUGUUAUGAAUACAAGGGUGUAGUAGAAUUUUCAUCUUUCCUUUCAAUUUUCUCUCCUGCUAACAAUUGAACAGGAUCCCAACUUUGACAUUGUAUUCUUGAUAUGACAAGUUUGACUGAAUUGUCAUCCUGUUUUGAAUUUUUAAUAAAAAUCUGGAAAAAAAAUGCCUUUUAAAAAAAUCUAGCAUGCAACAUUCUGUAUAAUUAUGUACGUGUGUUGUUAUCCAGCUAUCCUGAUAAACACGCCAAAAUGCAAUAUUUUUUAUUAGACCAUAAUUUUAAGACACUGACCAAAAUAAACCAAUCAGGAUUUUGCAUGGCAUAUUGUUCAGUUUGUAAACAUGCUUCCGUAAAAUAUAGUGAUGCACUGUGUGAAGUGUCAUAAAGCAUGUUUUAUAAAAUUGCAAAUUGUCACUUUGUCCUGUUUUCUGCUAAACUUGUAACAUGUGUAAAAAGACGACCAUCAUUUAUUAAUCUAGCUUUAGGUGACAUCUAAGCUGAUUCUUCACUACAACUUGAUAUUAUACAUGUAUACCAAAGUUUCUACACAUUUUGAGAUGAAUAAAAUCAGAGUCCAAUCCUGACU